UUUAAGUAGAUAUUUUUUAAAUCAAAUUUUUAUAAUUCAAAGAUUUGUAUAUAUGGGUAGUUUUAGUUUCUUUUGUUUUUUAAGUAAAAUUAAUUUCAUACUGUUUGGAUAAUAUCAUUUUCCCCAUUUUCUUACUGAGAUAAAAGUUUGAUAUCAUUAACCAGCAGUAUUUGAUAAUUAAACUGCUAUGAAACAUUAUUUUCUCAAGUAUAACACAAAUACUAUAGUUUUGAUACAUAUAAAUAAUGUGAUUUAUAUCCAUAAUUGUUAACACAUUCAGUAAUAUAACUGUAAAAGAGAGUUUGUCGAAAAUGUAACGAAAAAGAGAAGUAAAUAUUAAAAGUGUCCUUAUAUCUCAGUUUCUACAACAACAACAACAACAACAACAACAAAAUCAUUUAUAAGUCUAUCAGCUACUUUCUUAAGCUUUUAUCUUUCAAACUGAAAUAUGUAAUGUUUACAUAACAACGAUAACUUAACUUACUUACUUAUUUACUUAUUUGUCUAUGUUAAUAGAACUUGUAAUACCAUUUGAAAAACUGAAUUUAAUUCACUUUUACAAGUUAUUUCAGUUCAGUAUGUAUGAUUGUAUGUCAUUCCAUAUGUAUACGUAACAAACAAUCGUAGGAGAUAUAUAUAUAUAUUGUUUAAGUAGUCGAAUAAUAUCACUCCAGAAUUACAUCUAAUAUUCAUUCAUUUGUACUCGUAAUUGCAAUAUACUCGUAAAUGCAUAAAACUGCUGAUAUAUACAGAAUAUUCAAUAAUUCAAGAUAUUAAAUAACGGUUAAUAUAGGAGUAUAUAAUAAGAAUGAUGAAUAAGAUGACUUAUUCUUGCGUGCUAUUACUUUAGCCACUAACGAUCGUGCGUGGUUGGAUCGGAUCGUUAUCGUUAUAUCGUUAUAUCGUUAUUUUAGAGAACGUAGAACAUAGAGAACAUAUUUUAUUAUUUAUAUGGUUAGGCAUGGUUAAUUUGUAUAACAUAUUUUGUAUAAUUUAUAAUUUAUGUAAUAGAUUAGAAUAAUGAUACAUACAAAAUCUAGUAUAACCAUGUACUUAUGUUUCUUAUACAUAUGUUUAGUUCUUUUAUUCUAAUUAAUGUCUAUUAUAAAUGUAUAAACAUGAAUGUAUAAGAAAGUUUGUUCUUUUAUUAGAGAUGCAAUGUACGUAGUACCAUUAGACAAUUAGAUAAGAAAUCUUAAUUACUCGUAUAUCUUGAUGAUAGGAAAAUAAUUGUAUCGUACUUGAAAAAAAAACUCAAUUGUAGAUAUUCCGAAUUAAGUUGUGAUCAUUUCGCUAGUACUAGUUGUUAGUACUUAAAACAUGCUUUUUGUAAUUUUAAUCGUCGCAUAGUCGUCUAGUCCUUUGAAUGACUUUUUAUAAAAUGAAAUAUAGUCUUGCUUGCUAAAUAAUCUGCAUUAUAUCAUAGAUAUAACCAGACAUUUAUAAGUUUUUGUUCAUUAAUGUUUUAAUUUAGUCAAGCAAUUGAACAAUAAUAAUCCCAAAAAAGGUCUAUUUGAUAGACUCGUUUGGCGCUAAAGAUGAUUCAAAAUUUGGCGGGAUUAAUGAGAGGUGUUACGUCAGAAAAAGGCGCUGCAGUCGAUUGGAAAAACUAAUCUCGAAGUAGCCAAUCAACGAACAGCGCAAGGCUGCGCAAAAUUAAUGCGCAAAGGCAAAGAGAAUCGCGAUCUCGCCGACUGUCAGUCAGUAAUGAGUAACGAAUGCUCUGUCAAAAUAUUUUUGAGCAUCGCGGUAUUUUUCGCGAGCGAACCUAUCAACGUAGAAUAGAAUAGACAUACAAGUGCGUAAUUUGUAAUCUUUAUUUCUUGGCUUAAGACUUGUUACACGCGAUAAGUAUGAUCAAAAGCGAGCGCUUUGACAUUAGAAAAGCCGCGUAAUACGAGCGCAUAUAUCGCUAUAAGAAGAAUACACAGUAUCCUAUUCUAUAAUAAAUUUCACCUUCCUUCUUAGAGCAUUCAGAAAACAGUGAGGGGAAACAGUGAGGGAAACAGUGAGGGGGAAAAAGCGAUUGUUUGCAUUGUUUGCAUUUUUUGCUAAUUAUAUUAGGCGAGAUCUAGAGAAAGACAGAAAGGAAACUAUCAUCGGGGAAAAAUGGCGGAUCUAGAGGCGGUACUGGCAGACGUCAGCUAUCUGAUGGCUAUGGAAAAGAGCAAGUGUACACCGGCUGCCCGCGCUAGCAAGAAGAUCGUUCUGCCCGAUCCUAGCGUCAGAAGUGUAAUGCACAAAUAUCUCGAGAAGAAGAGUGAAGUGAAUUUCGACAAAAUAUUCAAUCAAAUGUUAGGUUAUCUUUUAUUCAAAGACUUCUGCGACAAUGUGGCGGAGGAACCAAUUCCACAACUCAGGUUUUACGAAGAGAUUAAAGGUUAUGAAAAACUCGAAUGUCCAGAAGAAAGGAGAAAAACUGCCAGAGAAAUCUAUGAUAAUUUUAUCAUGAAAGAAUUGCUUGCGCACGCGCACGAAUACUCAACGGAUGCUGUUGCUCACGUACACAAGUAUCUUAUGAAAAAUGAGGUUCCCAUUAAUCUGUUUGAGCCUUACAUAGAAGAAAUUUUUAAUCAUUUACGUGGUGAACCAUUUAAAAAGUUCUUGGAAAGUGAUAAAUACACUCGUUUUUGUCAGUGGAAAAAUCUGGAAUUAAACAUUCAGCUGACAAUGAACGAUUUCAGCGUACAUCGAAUUAUAGGAAGAGGCGGAUUUGGUGAAGUUUAUGGUUGUCGAAAAGCAGAUACUGGAAAAAUGUAUGCUAUGAAGUGCCUCGAUAAAAAGCGUAUUAAAAUGAAACAGGGUGAAACAUUGGCACUUAACGAAAGGAUAAUGCUCUCUCUAGUCAGUACUGGGGUGGAUUGCCCAUUUAUAGUAUGUAUGACAUACGCAUUUCACACACCAGAUAAAUUGUGUUUUAUAUUGGAUUUAAUGAAUGGCGGUGAUUUACAUUAUCAUUUAAGUCAACAUGGUGUAUUUAACGAGCUGGAAAUGAAAUUCUAUGCAGCCGAAGUAAUUCUCGGUUUAGAGCACAUGCACCGCAGAUAUAUAGUAUAUCGCGAUUUAAAGCCAGCUAAUAUUCUCUUAGACGAACACGGACAUGUAAGAAUAUCAGAUUUAGGAUUAGCAUGUGACUUUUCGAAAAAGAAACCUCACGCAAGCGUAGGUACACAUGGAUAUAUGGCACCGGAAGUCCUUUCGAAAGGAACACCCUAUGAUUCCAGUGCGGACUGGUUUUCCUUUGGAUGUAUGCUUUAUAAACUUUUGAAAGGACAUAGUCCUUUCAGACAACAUAAAACUAAGGACAAACAUGAGAUCGAUCGAAUGACUCUCACUAUGAAUGUUGAAUUACCUGAAACAUUCUCAAGAGAACUGCGAUCGCUUUUAGAAGGUUUACUACAAAGGGACAUCAACAACAGACUUGGAUGUCGUGGAGGAGGAGCAGAUGAAUUAAAGGCGCAUCCAUUUUUCAACGGGAUAGAUUGGCAACAGGUUUACUUGCAAAAAUAUACACCACCUUUAAUACCACCCCGUGGGGAAGUGAAUGCUGCUGAUGCUUUCGACAUUGGUUCCUUCGACGAGGAAGACACUAAAGGCAUUAAAUUAACAGAUGCUGAUCAAGAUCUAUAUAAAAAUUUUCCUCUUGUUAUUUCUGAAAGAUGGCAAGCUGAAGUAGCCGAAACAGUUUUCGAGACGAUUAAUAAUGAAGCAGAUAAGGUGGAAAACAAGAAGAAAUCGAAACAAAAGCUACGAUUUGAUAUCGAUGAUGAAAAAGGCUCUGAUUGUAUUUUACAUGGAUACAUCAAAAAGUUGGGAGGUCCUUUUGCUAGCGCUUGGCAAACGCGCUAUGCCAAGUUAUAUCCGAAUCGAUUAGAGCUGCAUCCAGAAUCUGCUACGAAACCUGAACUCGUCUUCUUAGAUCAGAUAGAAGAAGUGGGAGCUGACCUACAGCAUGUCAAAGGAGAACAAUGUAUCGUUGUUCGUACAAAGGAUGCCAAAAUUGUACUUACAAAUCCUGACGAGAUAAGUUUAAAAGAGUGGGCACUGUCGUUAAGAUCGGCACACAAAUGUUCGAUGGAGAUGCUUGGUAAUAUGGCAAGAAAAGCCGGCAAGAUUUAUGGGACUGAACGUGACGCCGUGAUUCCGGCAAUGCAGCGAUCAACGAAUGGCAACUAGCCCAUUAUUACUAUGUGUGCAUCGACAUACUCCAGUCCCACUGCCCCGCAGCAACAGCAGCAGCGACUUUUUUUAUACUAAGAGUAAGAGAUAAUGACAAAGAAGAAUAACAUAAGGAAAAAGAAAACAAAAAAACAGGAGAAACUAGAACGGGCACGACGUUACCUUAGAAGAGCUCGUUGUUGGAUUUUCUGAAAUUUCAAAAUGAGACAUCUUUCCCAUCUCACUUUCCAAUCCCUAGCCCUAUUAGCCCCCCCCCCCCCAACUAAUGCCCCCAACUUAUGCCCUCAUCUCAAUUCCGAUAUACCGUAUAUAUAUAUAUACGGACGAUAUAAAUCGCGUUCGCGUUCGCGUUCCAAAAAAAGAAGUUCCCUUGUAUGGCGGUUAGCAUCGCACUGUAUAGAGACUCUAGAAAGUAGUGUCGUUUAAUAACAUACAAGGGCUGAGAGUGAGUCCAUACCUAGACUUGGGCGUUCUAGUUUAUUUGUUCGGAUGUAUAGUGCACGUCAUUAUAUUUGUACGUUAGCUCUCUAUGUGCAACGUGACGUAGCAAACUAGCGACCGAAAUCAUCGACACGCGCAAUAGCAUACGAAGAUUGGUGAUAUGAUUAUGAUAAUGAUGAUGAUGAUGAUGAGGGGAGGAGAGACGUAUAGAAAAAGUUCACGCGAUAAGGAAAACAAUCACGAAAUGAACUUGAUAAUAUGUUGUAUCAUUAUUACACCACGAAAAUCGUAUUCUAAUUACUCCUCCGCGUUGUAUUGUUCAUUUACUUAAUUUAUUUACACAAUGCAGGACGGUUUUGUAUUAUCUCUAAGGAUAACAAAAAACAAAAAACAAAAAAA
Molecule: messenger RNA, 5019 nt
Organism: Polistes dominula (European paper wasp)
Lineage: Eukaryota; Metazoa; Arthropoda; Insecta; Hymenoptera; Vespidae
Gene: Gprk1
Product: G protein-coupled receptor kinase 1
Biological process (GO): G protein-coupled receptor signaling pathway; protein phosphorylation; regulation of signal transduction
Molecular function (GO): G protein-coupled receptor kinase activity; ATP binding; G protein-coupled receptor binding
Source: RefSeq, a predicted model, not a curated record